CGGGCUGUCUCUGCAAACUACAGCUCCCGGCAGUCUGUGGGGCGGCCCGCGACCGUGGUCGGGGGGCCGUGGUGGGGCUCCCUGGUGGGCUAGAGCUGGAGAGGCGGCCUUGCUAAGCACUGUUGGGGGGCGGAGGACGGCGGGUUGCAGCUGGCGCCUCGGUGGCAAGCCGAGGUUCCACUGUCAGCCUCUGCGCUGCUCAGAGCCGGGUAUUCCUGGGCCGAACGAGCGCGGAAACUCCGGGCAAGUGGGGGGCCGGGCCGGGCGCCCUCCCAGCGCCGGGGGCGGUGGCACGGGGCCUAGGGGGGCCUGAUCAUCCUGACGAGGCUGCGGUCUUGUCGGCCGACCUCGGCCCUUCAGCGCGACCGGCUUUUAGUCCUUCCCCCCCUGGACCCAGCUCGUGCCCGUUGCGCGUUCUCGGUGCGUGGGGGUGAUGCAGCGUGUCCCAGCCACCAGACCCAUGGGAGCUUUUUAAGGCGACCAGCGGCCUCUGUCCCUUCUCAGAUGUUAACUGCGUCUCAGCACCCCUGGCCAUAGGGUUGGAUCUCCGGGGGCUUUCAGAAAGGAAGGUCAGCACGGCGGAGCCCAGUCCCAAGUCUCCAAGCAUCAGGGCUCCUGCCCGAUUCUCAAGGCGGGUGGGGGACACUGGACCUCCAGACAGCCUGGCUCCCUGCCUUCCUGUUUGGUUUGCUGUAUUCUAUGUUGGCAAUGGCUGCUAGUUUCCCACAGGAAGUUUUGGCCCAGGAAGCAAAUUUGUGGCCCAGGAAGUAGCAACUAAAUGCCCGGGAUGCUGACUAAAGGCUUCUUUGUGUUCUAAGGUCUUUGAACAACCCCCCCUCACCAUGGACCUGGACCCCCAUGCAGGUGUGCAGGUGGGCAUGCGUGUGGUACGCGGAAUGGACUGGAAAUGGGGCCAGCAGGAUGGAGGUGAGGGCGGUGUGGGCACCGUGGUGGAGCUUGGCCGCCAUGGCAGCCCCUCGACCCCCGACCGUACAGUUGUCGUUCAGUGGGACCAGGGCACACGUACCAACUAUCGAGCUGGCUACCAAGGUGCCCAUGACCUGUUGCUCUAUGACAACGCCCAAAUCGGUAUCCGCCAUCCCAACAUCAUCUGUGACUGUUGCAAGAAACAUGGGCUUCGUGGCAUGCGUUGGAAGUGCCGUGUCUGCUUUGACUAUGAUCUCUGCACGCAGUGCUACAUGCACAACAAACAUGACCUUACCCAUGCCUUCGAGCGCUAUGAGACAUCUCACUCCCGCCCGGUUACGCUGAGUCCCCGACAGGGCCUCCCUCGAAUCCCACUGAGGGGCAUCUUUCAAGGAGCAAAAGUGGUACGAGGCCCUGACUGGGAAUGGGGCUCACAAGAUGGAGGGGAAGGCAAGACAGGCCGUGUGGUGGACAUCCGUGGCUGGGAUGUGGAGACAGGCCGAAGUGUGGCCAGCGUAACAUGGGCAGAUGGAACCACAAAUGUGUACCGAGUGGGCCACAAAGGCAAGGUGGAUCUCAAAUGUGUUGGUGAGGCAGCUGGCGGCUUUUACUACAAGGAGCACCUCCCGAAGCUUGGCAAGCCAGCAGAGCUGCAGCGCAGGGUGAGUGCUGAUGGCCAGCCCUUCCAGCGUGGGGACAAGGUCAAGUGUCUGCUGGACACAGAUGUCCUAAGGGACAUGCAAGAAGGCCAUGGUGGCUGGAACCCUAGGAUGGCAGAGAUGGGCACCGUGCACCGCAUCACAGACCGUGGGGACGUGCGUGUGCAGUUCAACCAUGAAACCCGCUGGACCUUCCACCCUGGGGCUCUCACCAAGCACAACAGCUUCUGGGUGGGUGAUGUGGUCCGGGUCAUCGAUGACCUUGACACUGUGAAGCGACUGCAAGCUGGACAUGGAGAAUGGACUGACGACAUGGCCCCCGCCCUGGGCCGAGUGGGGAAAGUGGUGAAGGUGUUUGGAGAUGGAAACUUGCGUGUGGCGGUUGGUGGCCAGCGGUGGACCUUCAGCCCCGCCUGCCUAGUGGCCUGCCGGCCUGAGGAGGAUGCCAACCUGGGCGUGGCUGAGCGCGCCAGAGAGAACAAAAGUGCGGCAUCCGUCCCAGUGGCUGGUGGGAGGCAGGGCCGCCCCUGGCCAGCACUUACCCCAACCCUGCCCCCAGGCUCACUGAGUGUGGCCCUGGACAAGCUUCGGACACAGAAGAGCGACCCAGAGCACCCAGGGAGGCUGGUAGUGGAGGCUGCACUGGGAAAUGUAGCCCGGGCCCUGGACCUGCUUCGAAGGCAUCCGGAGCAGGUGGACACCAAGAACCAGGGUAGGACUGCCCUGCAGGUGGCUGCUUACCUGGGCCAGGUAGAGCUGGUACGGCUGCUGCUGCAGGCAAGAGCAAGUGUGGACCUGCUGGAUGAGGAGGGCAACACUGCCCUUCACUACACAGCCAUGGGGAACCAGCCUGAGGCCACAAGGCUGCUCCUGAGUGCCGGAUGUGGGGUGGAUGUUCAGAAUGGCACACGCAGCACAGCCCUACAUGUGGCUGUACAGAGGGGCUUCCUAGAGGUGGUAAAGAUCCUGUGUGAACGUGGUUGUGAUGUCAACUUGCCGGAUGCCCAUGCAGACACACCCCUGCAUUCUGCCAUCUCUGCGGGUGCCGGUGCCAGCAGCAUUGUUGAAGUCCUCACCGAGGUGCCUGGCAUCGAUGUCACUGCUACCAAUAGCCAGGGCUUCACACUGCUGCACCAUGCAUCCCUCAAGGGCCAUGUGCUAGCAGUUAGAAAGAUUCUGGCAAGAGCCCGGCAGCUGGUGGAUGCCAAGAAGGAGGACGGCUUUACUGCGCUACAUCUGGCAGCUCUCAACAACCACCGUGAGGUGGCCCAGGUCCUAAUCCGAGAGGGCCGCUGCGAUGUGAAUGUGCGAAACAGGAAGCUUCAAUCCCCACUGCAUCUGGCUGUGCAGCAGGCCCACCUGGGGCUCGUACCGCUGCUGGUGGACGCUGGCUGCAGUGUCAACACUGAGGAUGAGGAGGGUGACACAGCCCUGCAUGUGGCACUACAGCGUCAUCAGCUGCUGCCCCUGGUGGCUGACAGGGCUGGGGGAGACCCAGGGCCCUUGCAGCUGCUGUCAAGGUUACAGGCCUCAGGCCUCCCAGGCAGCACAGAGUUGACUGUAGGCGCCGCAGUGGCCUGCUUCCUGGCAUUGGAGGGUGCUGAUGUGAGCUACGCAAACCACCGCGGCCGGAGCCCACUGGACCUGGCCACAGAAGGCCGAGUGCUCAAGGCCUUGCAGGGCUGUGCCCAGCGCUUCAGGGAGCGACAGGCAGGUGGCGGUGGGGGUGUGCCCCCGGGCCCCCGGCAUGUGCUGAGUACUCCUAACACCGUGACGAACCUGCAUGUGUCUGGCACAGCAGGGCCAGAAGCUGCCGAGUGCCUGGUGUGCUCGGAGCUGGCAUUGCUAGUUCUGUUCUCACCGUGUCAGCACCGCACAGUGUGUGAGGAGUGUGCACGAAGGAUGAAGAAGUGUAUCAGGUGCCAGGUGAUCAUCAGCAAGAAGCUACGCCCAGAUGGUUCAGAGGUGGUUAAUGCCAUCCAGGUGCCCGGCCCGCCUCGGCAACUGGUAGAGGAGCUACAGAGUCGCUACAGGCAGAUGGAGGAGCGCAUCACCUGCCCCAUCUGCAUCGACAGCCACAUCCGCCUGGUGUUCCAGUGCGGCCAUGGAGCAUGUGCGCCCUGUGGCGCUGCCCUUAACGCCUGCCCCAUUUGCCGCCAGCCCAUCCGUGACCGCAUUCAGAUCUUCGUGUGAGCGCACUACACACGCUGUGGCUGAUCCCAGGCUCUCCUUCAAAACCCCUGUAUUUUAUAAAAAGAUUAUCGGA
Rattus rattus (black rat) is the source of this 3852-nucleotide messenger RNA. RefSeq names its product mindbomb E3 ubiquitin protein ligase 2 (gene Mib2). Gene Ontology annotation, biological process: protein ubiquitination. The transcript is spliced from 19 exons. The record is from RefSeq and is a predicted model, not a curated record. Lineage: Eukaryota; Metazoa; Chordata; Mammalia; Rodentia; Muridae. Gene Ontology annotation, cellular component: cytoplasm. Bases 843 to 3779 code for a protein of 978 amino acids. Gene Ontology annotation, molecular function: ubiquitin-protein transferase activity; zinc ion binding; protein binding.